GGAAUUGUGAGAGCACGGAAUUAUUGGAUCAUUUAAUUAUUUUAUAAUGCAUGGCUAGUGGCCUGGAGGAAAACUCAUAAAUGCACAAAUAUACCCUUUUGUUUCUCGUCGUCACACAGUACGGCACGUGCCGUAUUGGUUACGGGUUUGCGUUCUCGCCCGGAUGGUCUGUGUGUUACAGUACUGACGCGCUAACAAAGGACUUAUUCUGUACAGUACAGGCCAUUUUCCAGUUAAAACAUAUUCCAUCUCUCCGAUUGUCUUGGAUAUUAAAUAUUUUCCUACGGAUCUACCGACACCAGACGGUAAUGAACGCUAUUCUCUGCCUGCAGCACCCAGAAGUGAACAGUAGGCGACCCGGAAGGUCUGAACUCCGACUGAAGGCAGGCAUAAAGAGCAUCUUAACCUUUUAUAAUAUAUAUUGCAAAUCUGCAAUCGAGGUCCCAGAAUGGCUGAGCCUCGCUUUAAUAAUCCAUAUUUCUGGCCCCCACCUCCUGCCAUGCCAGGCCAGCUGGACAACCUGGUUCUGAUCAACAAGAUUAAGGAGCAGCUGAUGGCGGAGAAGAUCAGACCUCCGCACCUGCCGCCCACCUCCCUCCCUUCCCAGCAGCCUUUGCUGGUUCCCCCCUCGCCCUCCGAGGGCGGGCAGCACGGGAUGCCGGUUCCCAAAGUGCAGCAGGUGCAGGGGCUGCAGUCCCACAGCCCGUCCCAGCCUGACAUCGCCCUGCACGCCCGACCUGCGUCCAGCACCGUGUCAGGUCUGGCACUGGCGUCUCGAACCGGCGGUCACAACACCUCAGAGGUCAUCACCCCGACCACACCCACCUCCAGCAGCCAGAGCAGACUGGGUGGGGCUCCCUCUCCAAACAUCAUCUCAGGAUUGGCCAGCGGCCCAGGAAUGGAGCCAAUCAAGAGUGGCGGAGGCUUGGCGGGGCUUCUAGGACCGCCCCCCAAGAUGGAACGUGGGCGCAAGAAGAUCAAGGCGGAGAACCCCUCUGGCCCCCUGCUGGUGGUGCCCUAUCCCAUCCUGGCCUCAGGAACCGACCAGUCCAACACUGGCAUCCCUGUCAAAGAGGGGAAAACCUACAGGUGUAAAGUCUGCCCGCUGACCUUCUUCUCCAAGUCGGACAUGCAGAUCCACUCCAAGUCCCACACAGAGGCCAAGCCACACAAGUGUCCCCACUGCUCCAAGUCCUUUGCCAACGCCUCCUACCUGGCGCAGCACCUGCGCAUACACCUGGGGGUGAAGCCCUACCACUGCUCCUACUGCGAGAAGUCCUUCCGCCAGCUCUCCCACCUGCAGCAGCACACCAGAAUUCACACAGGUGACCGGCCCUACAAGUGCGCCCACCCCGGGUGCGAGAAGGCCUUCACCCAGCUCUCCAACCUGCAGUCUCAUCAAAGGCAGCACAAUAAGGACAAGCCGUACAAGUGUCCUAACUGCUACCGCGCCUACUCGGACUCCGCCUCCCUGCAGAUCCACCUAUCAGCUCAUGCGGUGAAAAACGCCAAGGCCUACUGCUGCAGCAUAUGUGGGCGGGCCUACACCUCUGAGACUUACCUGAUGAAGCACAUGUCUAAACACACAGUGGUGGAGCACCUGGUGAGCCACCACUCCCCCCAGAGAACGGACUCCCCGAGCGUACCCAUACGGAUCUCCCUCAUCUGAGCGACCCCACGCCACCCUGCCCCGCGCUCCAUCGGCCCCUCCCCCCUGGAGGUGCAGCCAAUAAGGUCUCCCCUAUUCGCUUUCCAUUUUACAGGCCAAACACCAGUCACACGUUUGGCUUUUUUUUUGUUUGCUUUGUUUUGUUUUGUUUUCUUUCUCCCAUAUAUGGGGUCCAAAAAUGUGCCAGACUGUAUUUGUACUUUAACAAAAAACAAAAAAAAAAAAAACAGAAGAAAAAAGCUUUUAAAAAGUAUUUUCUUUUGAUAUCCCCAUGUUGCUGUUGGUCUGAUGGGGAAACGUUUGGGACAUCCAAAGACAAUUUUACUGCACUUUCAGGCCUAAAGGUUUCGGCCAAAAAAGGAUUUUAGUCUGCUAAGACAUAAAAAAGGCGUUGCUUCCGGCAGCUACUGUACAAGUUUUGACCAUAGGUAUUACAGAGCAUGAAAGGACCUCUCUCCUCUGCUUUCUCCUCUCCUCGCUUUGAGUUGUUUACUUGACAUUGAGCUGGCUGUCCAGACCUCUCCAUGAGAAGAGCUUUUGGCAGUUCCAGGUACACAUUGGUCAGCUUUUUCUUCUUGGUGGUUUUCUGUCUGGAGUUUGUCUGUCGUUUGGUGGACCAGUGGCUGUACAGUAGGAAAUGUCAUAAUCCAAAUCCGCUUACUUCUUGUGACACACUAUCCACUUUUGUUCUGUGUCAUUAGAAUCAGUGUAGGGUUGCCUUGCUUCACAAAACAACAGGCCAGCUGUUUUUCUGUGAACUUUAACAGCCAAAGGUUCGUCAGGCAAGAGCUACCAGUAAUGUCAGUAUUACUGACCAGUGGGACUGACUCCUGGUCUGUCUGUCUUUCUGUUUGGUCCGUUCUGUGUGUGUGUGUGUGUGUUUUUUUUUGUCUCUGUCUGUUUGUCUGUUGUGGUUUAGUCACUAAAUCCAUCUGGAGUCUGUCCUCAUCAACCAUCUCUGUGUUGGUGAGGAAAUUUGCACACAUCUUUCACCAUCUUCUCUGACAAAGGUGACAUGCUCAGUCAGUGUUGCAUGUCAGAAAUCUAACCGGGCCACCCAUGAUCUUAUCAGAACUGAUAGUGAAUUGAUGAA
Molecule: messenger RNA, 2762 nt
Organism: Megalops cyprinoides (Indo-Pacific tarpon)
Lineage: Eukaryota; Metazoa; Chordata; Actinopteri; Elopiformes; Megalopidae
Gene: znf362a
Product: zinc finger protein 362a
Exons: 8
Coding region: 449-1669 (406 amino acids)
Biological process (GO): regulation of transcription by RNA polymerase II
Cellular component (GO): nucleus
Molecular function (GO): DNA-binding transcription factor activity, RNA polymerase II-specific; RNA polymerase II cis-regulatory region sequence-specific DNA binding
Source: RefSeq, a predicted model, not a curated record